UUUGGUAAUGGAAGAUGACAGGCCAAUUGCUUAUUUAAGAAAAGCAAAUUAUCACCAAAAAAAGAAUUACAAACCCUAAUCCAAGAAGUUAGCGAGGUUUUAAAAUUUUAUUUUCUCGUUGUGAUGGAUAAGAGGGAUCUAGAAAGAGAGUUUCACAUGACAGGAGGAGUUGGGAAAACAAGUUAUGCAAGAAACUCUUCCUUACAGAAGAAAGCAUCUGAUGAGGCCAAACACAUCACACUAGAGACACUGCAACAGCUCUACAAAGAGACAAAACCCAAGAGUUUAGUAAUAGCUGACCUGGGAUGUUCUUCAGGACCAAACACUCUCUCCACCAUUAGAGACAUCAUCAAAGCCGUCAUAUCUGCUCACCGACGCGAGAUCCCAAGCCAGCUCUUACCAGAACUCAACUUCUUCCUUAACGAUCUCCCAGGGAAUGACUUCAACUCCAUAUUCAAGACCUUGCCUGACUUUCACUUAGAGCUCAAGAGAGAUACCAACGAUGACGAAUCCCCUUCAGUUUUCAUUGCAGCCUACCCUGGAUCAUUCUAUGGAAGGCUCUUCCCUGAAAAGACCGUCCACUUUAUUUAUGCCUCUUACAGCUUACACUGGCUCUCCAAGGUUCCUCCAACUUUGUAUGAUGAUCAAGGCAAGUCCAUAAACAAAGGCUGUGUUAACAUCUGCUCCUCGAGCCCUGAAGCUGUUUCCAACGCUUACUACAGUCAAUUUAAGGAAGAUUUCUCCAUCUUCCUCCAGUUUAGAUCAAAAGAGGUGGUUACUGGAGGUCGAAUGGUGCUCAUAGUACUUGGAAGAGAAGGUCCAGAUCAUGUUGAUAGAGGAAACUCUUUCUUCUGGGAACUUCUCGCAAGAUCCUUAGCAGAUCUUGUUGCACAGGGAGAAACUGAGGAAGAGAAGCUCGAUUCUUACGAGAUGCACUUUUACGCUCCGAGUGCUGCUGAGAUAGAAGAUGAAGUGAACAAAGAAGGGUCUUUUGAAUUAGUGAAGUUAGAGAUGUUGGAAGUGGACAAGGAGAAAGGCAACGAGGAUGGUAUCAGUUACGGUAAGGCGGCUGCGAAGACGGUAAGAGCGGUUCAAGAGUCAAUGCUUUCACUUCACUUCGGGGAAGAGAUUCUUGACAAGCUGUUUGAUACAUAUGGUAGAAUGGUUGGCGAGGAGUUGGCUAAGGAAGACAUAAGACCCAUCACAUUUGUUGUUGUCCUAAGAAGGAAGCUCUGAAACAUAGAAAUGAAACCUACAUAUAUGUAGCAAAUAUUGAAUAUAAAAUCAUAAGUCAAAGUCUAUAUCAAACCCAUUGCAAUCAAUCUCAAUGAAACCUGUAAAUAUGUUUCAGUGUUUUAAAC
Messenger RNA from Brassica oleracea var. oleracea, 1361 nucleotides. RefSeq names its product salicylate carboxymethyltransferase-like. Gene Ontology annotation, molecular function: S-adenosylmethionine-dependent methyltransferase activity. The transcript is spliced from 4 exons. Gene Ontology annotation, biological process: methylation. The record is from RefSeq and is a predicted model, not a curated record. The coding region runs from base 124 to 1236 and encodes 370 amino acids. Lineage: Eukaryota; Viridiplantae; Streptophyta; Magnoliopsida; Brassicales; Brassicaceae.